CCCCAAUUAACCUAACUUAUCCUGCCUAGUCCACCCUCCCUAGUCGACUGCUCGCCCGCCUGGCCCCCGCCCAUAUGUGCCUCCUUCCCACAUUUAGUCUGCUCCUAAUCUUCCCCUCACAUUGCCGCCAUUCUUUUCCCUCCGCCCAAGCCUGCACGCUCCGGCUCGCCUGCAACCACACUCCAACGACUUUGCUCGCGCCAACAAUCACGACGACGACUUGCGCGACGUUUUCAAACCCUCAACGGCGACCGUCUGCGACUACAUCGAGGCCCCGCGCCCCCGCGUGACUAUAUUCAAUCGCGCCAUAAACAGCAAGGCUGGCGAAACGGCAGUGUAGUGCAUAUCUGUAGCGGUUUCACAGAGCAAGAAAAGGAGGAUAUUGUUGACCGGCGGCGAACAAAGACAAGGACGGCGGGUGACGCACAUUGAAUAGUUGACGCAUCUUGACAACACAUGCACACAAAGACGCAAGCGUGUUGAGGUCUCGCCGUAAUAAAUAGGCGGCCAGGGAAACGAACAAGACGAAAACAAACGACUGGAGGGGGAAGGGAAAAAAAAAAAGCCACAACGGUCAGAACUGCACGCAAACGCUGAACGUACGGUUUUCUCAUUUCCUGCGCUUGCAAGACCCUUGGGAGCUCCGCGGCGUAGCAUCCAAAUUCACGCUCAAACCCACAAAAAAGGUCUAGACGAUUAACUACCGGGCGAGUACAUCUCGGGAAUCUGCAACUCGCCUCAGACGUUCUCGGUCGCACGCAUCUUUGCCUCCAAGUGCCAACUUCGCGCAUCGGCCAGCACUUCUGAGUCGGCGUAACCCGAGUUUGCCAACGCCUCUCGCCUUGCCAUCUACACGGGCUGCGACCUUGUUUCUGCUAGGAGGCCUCUUCAGCUACCUCUUGCAUAUUCCACGAUGAAGGCCUUACGGCGAUCUAUCAAGGGUGACAAGGACAAGCAGCCACAGAUAUCCAUAGCCCCAAAGUCUGCUGUUGCCAUUGUGCCGCCAAAGAAGGUCAUCCGCGCUCUCUACGACUACGAAGCCCAAUCUACUCAAGAACUAAGCUUCUCGCGCGGCGACUUCUUCCACGUGAUAGGGAGAGAGAACGAUACAGAUUGGUACGAAGCUUGCAACCCUGCGCUUCCAGAUGCUCGCGGAUUGGUACCGGUUGCUUUCUUCCAGGCCCUUGGUCGCACAGAAAGGGAUAGUGCGCAAUCAGACACGUCCGUCACACGCACGUCUGGGCCUGUGCCGUCAAAGAACCCAGAUCAUGAUUCCGGAUAUGCCGAGACAUCAGCUCCGGUCCCAUCGACCCCUGGGUUCAGCAAUAGGGACUCCAAGUCAGGCAAGUCGGGUGCCAUGGUGUAUGGCAUAGUCAUGUACGACUUUCAAGCAGAACGUGCAGACGAACUCCAAGCACAGGCGGGUGAAGCCAUUAUAGUCAUUGCCCAGUCAAACCCGGAAUGGUUUGUGGCGAAACCUAUUGGGAGGUUGGGAGGUCCAGGGUUGAUACCUGUUUCUUUCAUUGAGAUACGAGACAUGGCAUCCAACACUCCCGUGCCUGAUCCCGAGGGAGCUGUACGGCGAGCUGGGAUUCCGAGGGUUGAGGAAUGGAAGAAGAUGGCCGCCGAGUAUAAGAACAGCAGCAUCACUCUGGGCAAGUUUGAGGUUGGAGGCGCUCCUCAGCAGCAGCAGCAGUCCAUCGAGCAAGGCAUGGACCGCAUGAGUCUGCAACCUGCAGACAGUCGCUCGAGCCAGGGGCAGCUCAAUGGCAAACUUCAGCAGCAACAACAGCAGCCUCAGCCUCAGCCUCAGCAGCAGCAGCCGCCGCAACAGCAGUCUGGAUACAACUCUCAAAGAAACACCCAACAGCAGCAGACCAUGCAACCCCAAAAUGCCUACCCAACGCCCAAGCCUUCGACUCAAUUAUACGCUCCUGUUCAAGCCAGCAUCCCGCGUUACUGUUUUGCCGAGGAAAAGUAUUGGUUCGUCAUUGAGGCUAUUCUUGAAGAUGGGCGCAAGUACGAGCUCUCGAGAUACUACGAAGACUUUUAUGACUUCCAGAUUGCGCUCCUGACCGAGUUCCCUGCCGAGGCGGGCAACACGGGAACACAAAAGCGAACCCUCCCGUACAUGCCCGGCCCCGUUAACUACGUGACUGACGCUAUCACUGAGGGUCGUCUGCACAAUCUUGAUGCAUAUGUCAAAAACCUGCUUGCACAGCCCACGUACAUAUCUCGGUGCAACUUGGUGAAGCAAUUCUUUGCACCCCGAGAAGGCGAUUAUGAGAUGGACGCGAAUGGAGAAGAAGACGAGUAUCGCAUGUCGGGCGGGUCACAACAAUCUUCGCCGGAUUCACCAAAUGGCGGAAUCUCACAACAGUCAUCACGGAACAACUUGAGCACGGGCGGCUACAAUAACAACAAUUUAGCUCCCGGUCAGCAACGGGGACUUAGUGGUCAGCCCCAAAUGAUGCGUCAGACAUCGUCACUUUCUCAGCCUUCUCAGGCUUCGCUUUCCCCCGGAAUUCCACAGGCUGGUGCUUUCAUGAAAGUGAAACUAAGCUACAACGGCGACUUGAUAGCCAUAAGAGUGCCUUCGGAUAUCCAAUUCCGAGAGCUUUUUGACAAGAUCACCGAGCGGCUCAGGAUUCAGCCCGGCGAAGAGGUGCAGCUUUCAUACAAGGACGACAUAACAAAUGGAAAGCUUGCCUUGAUGAACGAUCAAGAUCUGAUAUAUGCCAUGCAACGAAACGAGAAGCUUCUGUUCUACGUUGAUCAUAUAUAACAGAUUCAUCACGUGCCACUGCCAGCCUGAGACUGGGGUUUGCGUGCGGACGGACACCUUUCGGUGCCGUCCACCUCCCUACCUCACUUUCUAUCUACCUAACAUACCAGCCACUGAUACCCGUUGGAUCCACUCUGACCAACACCAUGUUUUCUACGGUCAUACGCCUCCGCCUUGUUGAUGAUAUCUCGAUCUUCACAGCCACAGGCAUUCGAAUCUUCUCGACAGAUGAGCGCAGGGUGCGGGGAUAUGAUCACCGCGGUCUCGAAAUUUUUCUUGUUUUUCCGUGGCGAUUGGUCUAACCGAGCCUCUCGCAUUUUGAAUAUCAUCUCCCAGAUUUGUAUCAACUUGUUGGGGAAGCCUCCUGCAGCAUCUCGCGGUCAAGACAACUUGGUCUUGCACUCUCAUAGCGGUACUUCCCAGACUUUCAUCAUGGAAGGUUUUCCGGGGCAGUAGUCCUGCGAUGCGAUACCAUCACCACAGCAUGGAGCCCAGCAUCUGGUGGAGGGAAACGCACAGGAAUUCCUUUCGACCUGUUCUUUUCUCUAUUCUUUUAUUUCCUCUUCUCUUUUUGAAAAUAGGGGGCUAAUAAAUGGCCAAUCCAUCCAAAUGGGCGGCAUCGGCGUUAAUUUGGGACGAUUGCUUCAACUUUUUCUUCUCUUCUUAUUUUUUUUCUUUGGCUUUGGGGACGAUUGCCUGUCUUGCUCACGUUGCACAUGUGGCUCCAGAUUUUGAUUCCUGGGAUAUUCUUGGUACGAUACCCGGGAAAGUCGCUUAUUCUUAGCUUAUCUCCCUCUAUUCAUGCUAUGUUCUUUCUUUUUGAGCCCAUGCUAUCAUUCCUUGAUGUGCUACCAUUCAGAUACUUGUAUUCAUGGUACAUUUGGCAUUAUGUUUCCGCAGAGCAGUUUCCGCAGGCCUGUUGUUUUGUUUUGUUUUUUCAACCAAAGCCUGAGAUUCUUCUUCUAUCCUACCGUCAAUUUCGGGAACUUACUGGUGAUUUAUUGAAUCGGAAUUCUUCCAAGGGACGCUGUUUUGAGGCUUUGGUAUAUCUAAUACGGAGGUGAAAGAAAAAAAAAAAAGCUUUUUGGAUUGGGUAAAAGGGACGGUCUAGCGAGCUAUUAAUUUUGACGAAUAAAACAUACAUCUAGC
Messenger RNA from Pyricularia grisea, 3934 nucleotides. RefSeq lists its product as uncharacterized. The record is from RefSeq and is a predicted model, not a curated record. Lineage: Eukaryota; Fungi; Ascomycota; Sordariomycetes; Magnaporthales; Pyriculariaceae. Gene Ontology annotation, molecular function: phosphatidylinositol binding; protein binding. The transcript is spliced from 4 exons. The coding region runs from base 914 to 2785 and encodes 623 amino acids.